Tachysurus vachellii is the source of this 1579-nucleotide messenger RNA. It is a transcript of the gene gnb5b, whose product is annotated as guanine nucleotide binding protein (G protein), beta 5b. Gene Ontology annotation, biological process: G protein-coupled dopamine receptor signaling pathway; G protein-coupled receptor signaling pathway. NCBI's taxonomy places the organism in Eukaryota, Metazoa, Chordata, Actinopteri, Siluriformes, Bagridae. The transcript has 13 exons. The coding region runs from base 62 to 1249 and encodes 395 amino acids. Gene Ontology annotation, cellular component: cytoplasm; heterotrimeric G-protein complex. The record is from RefSeq and is a predicted model, not a curated record. Gene Ontology annotation, molecular function: signaling receptor complex adaptor activity; protein binding.
CAAACAAAGCUCGCUUAUCAGAGAGAGAAAGAGAGAGAGACAGGACUGCCCUCUCAGCAUCAUGUGUGACCAGACGUUUUUAGCGAUCACGUUCGGGGCCUGUGACAACUGCAGCAUAAACAAACCUCUGAUGAACAUCUACCUGCACAAUGAGCCAGUUAACUACUGCUCACUGUGUGUGGAGAAGAUGGCGUGUCAUGGUCUGGGGAAGGGAGAGAGUGUGGCAUCACUGAAGGUUGAAGCGGAGAGUUUAAAGGUGAAACUGGAGCAGGAACGAGCCAAACUGCACGAUGCAGAGUUGAAUCAGGUGGCAGAGAAAGUUGAAGCUCUGGGUGCAUUUACACUGAAGAGCCGCCGCACACUGAAGGGUCACAGUAAUAAAGUGCUGUGUAUGGACUGGUGCAGUGAUAAGAGACGCAUCAUCAGCUCCUCACAGGACGGGAAGGUCAUCAUCUGGGAUGCGUUUACGACAAAUAAGGAGCACGCCAUCACCAUGCCCUGUACCUGGGUGUUAGCGUGUGCAUACGCUCCCUCUGGCUGUGUGGUAGCGUGUGGUGGGUUGGAUAAUAAAUGCUCUGUCUAUCCUCUUUCUCUGGAUAAGAGUGAGAAUUUAGCAGCAAAGAGGAAACCGGUGGCUGUUCACACCAACUACCUCUCAUCCUGCAGCUUCACCAACUCUGAUAUGCAGAUCCUGACCUCUAGCGGUGAUGGUACAUGUGCAUUAUGGGAUGUAGAGAGCGGGCAGCUGCUGCAGAGUUUCCAUGGUCACUCAGCUGAUGUGCUCUCACUGGACCUGUCUCCAUCUGAGACUGGAAACACCUUCGUAUCUGGAGGUUGUGAUAAGAAGGCUAACGUGUGGGACAUGCGCUCGGGCCAGAACAUCCAGUCCUUUGACAUUCACGAGUCAGACAUCAAUGCUGUAAAGUACUACCCGAGUGGUGAUGCUUUCGCCACUGCAUCUGACGAUGCUACAUGCCGUCUGUAUGACCUGAGGGCCGACCGUGAAGUGGCCGUGUACUCUAAAGAGAGCGUCAUCUUUGGUGCCUCCAGUGUGGACUUCUCUCUUAGUGGGCGUCUGCUGUUUGCUGGCUAUAACGACUACACUAUAAACAUAUGGGAUGUGUUAAAGGGAACCCGGGCAGCGAUCCUGUACGCUCACGAGAACCGGGUCAGUAAGGUCCGGGUGUCACCUGACGGUACCGCGUUCUGCUCGGCAUCGUGGGACAACACGCUGAAGAUCUGGGCUUGACUCGAGUCCUCAGUGAGUUUUGGAGCUGAUAUGAAGAUGGAUUCAGAAGUGACUCUUUUAUUUCUAACCCAUUUCUGUUGUCAUUCAUUUCUCUAACUCAGUCCUCGGUGACUCGUACCUGAUCACCAGGUCACACGUUAUCGUUUACUUAAAACGCUUAGUGUGUACGUUAUAAAGAAUUAAGACAUUUAUAAAUACUAAACAUUAGCAUAAUGUAGUCAUGAAGUAAUCAUGAAAGUGUGGAACUGAGUCAAAUUAAUAUUAAAGUGAUUCAGUUAUCACUCUGAUUCUGAUUCAUCAUUGAUUCUGAUUCAUCAUUGAUUCUGAUUC